AUGGGCGAUUACGAUCAACGAUACCAGCAAGGUCUUUACCUGUCCCCCAAUCAGCAAGAUCUGUUGCUGGCGGCUCUUUCCUCCAACAAUCCAGACCACAAGAAUCAGACUGGAACUCCCCGGAUUAAGACCAGUCAGAGCCCGGACCAAAAUUCGUCCGGCCUAAGCGCUCCUCCCUCGGGUGGCUUCGAAAACACCCCCCAUGUGAAUGCCUAUGGAUUUGGAGGAGACGAUGAAAGUCCAUUCCUGGACUUCACUCCUGAUGUCGACUUUGAUUUCCCGGGCUCGGCGGACCUCAUUGGCGACUUGCCAGGUUCGGCCGACUAUGAACUGGGUGAGAAGCGCAAGUCCCUGGACGGCAAGUCGGAUAUCGAGGGAGAAGAGUCGGGAAAGAAGCGCCGAGAGAGUGAGGCGAAGAAGCCUGGCAGGAAGCCUUUGACCUCGGAGCCCACUACGAAGCGUAAGGCACAGAACCGUGCUGCCCAGCGAGCGUUCCGCGAACGGAAGGAGAAGCACCUGAAGGAUUUGGAAGACACAGUGGAAAAGCUACAAAAGAACUCCGACACGGCGACUCAGGAGAACGGUUUGUUGCGCGCUCAAGUUGAACGUUUGCAAGUCGAACUCCGUGAGUACCGGAAGCGUUUGUCUUGGAUGGCUUCGGGGACAGGUAACGGUAUCUCGGCCAUCAGCUCAAACUCAAUUCCGAAUGCUCCGUCCAAGGCGUCAUAUGGCGUUCAAAAUAACGAGUUCCUUUUCGAUUUCCCUAAGUUUGGAGACUUGCCCGGCAGUCAUCUUUUCAAUGGACAAGGCAAGGAUCAAAACAAGCACAACUCCAAAUCCAACGAUACCAAUCACCGUGCCCCCGGUGUCUUGGCUCGCGACAGCACAAAUGGCGCUUCCCGACCUUAUGGUGGCUAUGCUUCGUCCAAUAGCGCCAGGUCGGAUGGAACCCCUCAAAGCGCUACUUCUGCCAAAACUCCCUACUCUGGGCUGAAGUCCUCAGCACCGACCCAUGACAACUCUAACUCGGAUUCUCCUUCAUCUUCAUCUGACUCGCACCAAAGCCAGCUGCUCUCGUCUAAUGGCACAUCUCCCGAGCCUAGCUUGAACUCACCCCCAGAUGGCAAGCAGCAUGAAUUGGGACCAGGUGACACCUGCGGAGGACAUCUAACUAUUGAUGGUGAGAAAUCCUUUUGCGCGCAACUGGGCAUGGCCUGCGGCAACAUCAAUAACCCCAUCCCAGCAUUGCGGGAUAGCAAGGGCAAGUCCCACAGUUUCUCGAGUCACCAGGCUCCAGCUGAGACCACAGGUCCAACGGAUGAUAUUCCAGACCUAGGAAUCGACUGGCUGGCCCAUCAAAAUGGUGGCCAGUUUGACCCGGUACUCUUUGGCGACUGGCGUGAACCCCAGGACGCUGUGCUCUCUCAAGACUUUGGCUCAUUCUUUAAUGAUGCCUUCCCUCUGCCAGACCUGGGCAGUCCUUCCCACAACAUCAGCGAAGUCGCUAAAGACGCCGCACCUAAGAGGAGUCUGAUCAGUCAGAUUGACAGUAAGCAAGAGGAGGAUGAAGUUGUUCCAGGAGAAGAUCAGUCGCAGAUGCUCUCGUGUACAAAGAUUUGGGAUCGUCUCCAAUCCAUGGAAAGAUUCCGCAACGGUGAAAUCGACGUCGACAACCUCUGUUCCGAGCUCCGCACCAAGGCACGCUGCUCCGAGGGUGGUGUGGUCGUGAACCAGAAUGACGUUGACGACAUCAUGGGCCGAGCAAAGUAG
Penicillium nucicola is the source of this 1770-nucleotide messenger RNA. It is a transcript of the gene yap1, whose product is annotated as putative bZIP transcription factor AP-1/Yap1. The record is from RefSeq and is a predicted model, not a curated record. Gene Ontology annotation, molecular function: DNA-binding transcription activator activity, RNA polymerase II-specific; transcription cis-regulatory region binding. NCBI's taxonomy places the organism in Eukaryota, Fungi, Ascomycota, Eurotiomycetes, Eurotiales, Aspergillaceae. The transcript is spliced from 3 exons. Gene Ontology annotation, cellular component: RNA polymerase II transcription regulator complex. The coding region runs from base 1 to 1770 and encodes 589 amino acids.